This is a messenger RNA of Penicillium salamii, 855 nucleotides long. Lineage: Eukaryota; Fungi; Ascomycota; Eurotiomycetes; Eurotiales; Aspergillaceae. The record is from the annotation of a GenBank genome assembly.
AUGGGCUUGACCGAUUCCAUAAUCCACUUCCUUUAUGGCCUUCCACCCCCGACCACUGGAAGACGCAAAGAUGAUAUGCAGGUGCUGGCAGUCGGGAUCUCAAGAAGUGGAACCGAUAGCCUCCGUGAAGCCCUACACAUGCUAGGCUUGAGCCAUACGCACCAUGGCUUUGAUACUAUUCUUCCCCCUUCGUCGUUGGAAGCGAUAUACAAGCUCCUUCAAAAGAAAUACACCACGGACUCGGAUGCCUCGGAAAAGCUGACAGCCGAAGACUUUGACACCGUCUUGCUGAACAGCGUCGGCGUCAGCGAUCUCUUUGCAGCAGAAUUCGCCCUCGAACUCAUCGAAGCCUACCCCAAUGCGAAAAUCAUACUGAACGUCCGCCGAGAUCUUGAUGCAUGGCAAACCAGCAUGCAAAAUACAAUGGGAUAUUUCGAUAGGAACCCCAUGGAUUGGGACUGGUGCAAAUCCUGGUUCAGUGCUGAGCUGUUUUGGAUUCGUCAGACCAUGUCGAGGACCAUGAUGCCCAGAUUCUUCCGGGAGAGCCUUGAAUCGAAUGGUAAGUGGGUUUACAAGCAGCAUGUUGCGAUGAUCCGGGGACUGGGUCUGCCAAAGGACCGACUUCUUGAAUGGUCUGUUGAAGAUGGCUGGGAGCCUUUGUGCAACUUCCUGGACAAGCCAGUUCCUGUGAUUGACUUUCCGAAUGGGAAUCCACCCAAAGCAUGGGCUGAGCGAAUUGGCAAGACGAUGAAGAGUCAUCAUGACCGUGCAAUCAGGAACAUGUUUUUGUUUGGCGCUUUGCCUGUUGUGGCUGGCUGUGCGGCUCUGGGUGCAUCUUGGGCAGGAUAUUUCUGA